CACCGACAGGAAACCUCUUGCUCCUUCAACAACUGCGAUCCAACGCUUCGAACUCCUUGUUCGAGGAGACGCGAGGCCGCCCUGGCAACCGAGCCGCCAAACCGUUCCCUCAGCCGUCGGCACUGGUCGGAAACCGUUAAUAACCGCAGCCCUUUGUUGUGUUUGUAGCGAGCCCCUUUUGCCUCACCCAGUUUUACUCAUCCCCGCUGCACACCCUUUACCAUGGCGGCGAGUGCGAAGCGAAAACAAGAGGAGAAACACCUGAAGAUGCUGAGAGAAAUGACGAGUUUGCCUCCCAACAGAAAGUGCUUUGACUGCGACCAGCGCGGCCCGACCUAUGCGAACAUGACCGUGGGCUCCUUCGUGUGCACCUCCUGCUCUGGCAUCCUACGAGGACUUAAUCCGCCCCACAGAGUCAAGUCUAUAUCCAUGACAACUUUCACGCAACAGGAAAUAGAGUUCCUGCAGAAACAUGGCAAUGAGGUAUGUAAACAGAUCUGGCUUGGUCUUUAUGAUGACAGAACCUCAUCAGUACCAGACUUCAGAGAACCACAGAAAGUCAAGGAAUUUCUUCAAGACAAAUAUGAGAAAAAGCGAUGGUAUGUGCCACCUGAGCAAGCCAAAGUAGUGGCGUCAGUCCAUGCUUCCAUAUCUGGCUCCUCAAACAGUAGCACCAGCAGCACCCCAGAGGUUAGACCACUGAAGUCCCUGCUGGGAGAGUCGGCCCCUUCCCUAUACCUCAACAAGAACACCCCACCAAACCAGUCUCCUGUGGUGAGCCGUGGACAGCAUCAGCAUCAGAUCCAUGACAAGAAGUUUGACCUACUCAGUGACUUGGGUGGAGACAUCUUUGCUGCUCCGUCCAGUGUCAAUGCAGGCGCCAGCUCCGGUUUUGCUAAUUUUGCACAUUUCAACAGCCACUCAACUGCACAGAAUACCAACACAAAUGCAGACUUUGCUAAUUUUGAUGCAUUUGGAAGCACUUCUGGGUCGACAAGUGGUUUUCCUUCCGCACCCCAAGCAACAUUUCAACCAAAUACAGCGUUCACUGUGCUCUCAUCCAGCCGCAGUAUGGGUGAGUUUGCCACUGCUCUCCAUCUCCAGGGUGCACACAGUAGCGCCUCAGGGGGACUAGCAAAUCCCAAUUUUGCAAAUUUUGACAACUUCCCGAAAUCGUGUAGUGCUGACUUUGGAUCCUUCAGUUCCUCCUCCCAGAGUAACACCACAGGGGCUGGCAAAGAUGGUGUACAGAGUACUAGCAUCCCUGCUGAUAGAUACGCAGCUCUGGCUCACCUGGAUAACAUGUUUAGCUCUGCCAAUUCAGAGCCAGGAGGUGGUAUUCCCGGUGCAGUGAGUUCAGCAGGAGCAGGUAGCUUGCCUCCGAGGCAGCCUGCAGUGCCGGCGGGAGGGGACCGCUAUGCCGCUCUAGCUGAGCUCGAUACGGUCUUCAGUUCCUCAGCCCCUGCCACAAGUGUUUACAACACUACCAGCACCUCCAAAGGUGCUGUGUUUGGAUCAGAGACCAGGGUGUCAACAGCCCAGCAGCCCCUGCCUGGGAUGGCUCAAGGUUUUGGAGCACAAUCAACAAACCCAUUUGUAGCUGGAGUGGCUCCAGCAGCAGCGGCAGCAGCACCUCCAUCAAACCCAUUCCAGAGCAACAGCAGAACAGCAAAUGUGGCAGCAGCAGCAGCAGCAGCAGCAGGGAUGAUGAGGGUUCUUCAUACCCAGGGCUAUUAUCCCACCUUUGGCUCAAUGAGUAUGCCAGCUGGAUUCGGGAAUGCUGCAGCCUACAACCUUCCCACAAGCUUUAGCGGGACCUUCCAGCAACCCUUUCCAGGGCAGGCCCCUUACCCUCAGCCUCCUGUGUAUCCCCAGCAGGCCAAUGGCGGCGGGUUUCCAGCGUUUGGACAAGCUAAGCCCGUUGUGAGUGCUUUUGGACAGACAAUGGCUGGACCCAUGGUCUCAAGCAAUCCUUUCCUGGGUGCAGGUCCAUCUGCACAGUACCCAGCAGGAGGCUCUUCAACAAAUCCCUUUUUAUAGCGAUCCAUCCAAUCACCCGCACUACAGGGUCAACAACUGGCACGCUUGCACUAUUGCACUGUUUUGUUUCACAAGUAGCUUUAAAAACACAAUGUUUGUAAAGAUUUGUAUUUUCUAUCGCAGUUUGUCACAAAAGGAACAAUAUGACAGACAGUUGUGUUGACACUGUCUAUGGCUACAAAACAAAGUGGUGGUGUGUGCAGGGGAAGCGAUGAUGCCCUUCUCCACUUAACCUGUGAAAUGGCCUGGCCUCUACUGAGCCGCAAUGUAUAAUCAAACUGUCGGAAAACUAAGUUAUUGCAUAUAUAGUAUAUUCAAUUCAUUAUGCUGCAGAUUCUGUACAUAUUAUUUUUCUUGUAGGAAAUUGGCUCCUUGUGCAUAUCAGUAUUUGUAUCCAACACACAAUUUGCUAAAACAGGACAGAACAGAACUGCUGUUGAAAAGCUAAUGGGUCCUGCCAGUUACUGUAUUUGUGCUUCAAGUUCUUCUUUUUGUUUAGGUAAACACUUUCCACUAAAAGAGAAAAGGAAUGUAUAUUCUGUUAAAAAGAAGAGUGAAUGCUGGGACAUUUUUCUUUGCCAUCCCCUGUCCUGCUGAAAAAAGCCCAGGUCAAUACUUGGAUGAUGAACUGAAAACCACAUACAUUGGCUACAAUGGAGAAUUUUAAGUUAAUGUAUAUAUCUAUAUACAGUGUAUAUAUCUAUAUUAAAAUGAAUUUUAAUUAAGAAGA
Betta splendens (Siamese fighting fish) is the source of this 2770-nucleotide messenger RNA. It is a transcript of the gene agfg1a, whose product is annotated as ArfGAP with FG repeats 1a. NCBI's taxonomy places the organism in Eukaryota, Metazoa, Chordata, Actinopteri, Anabantiformes, Osphronemidae. Bases 223 to 2040 code for a protein of 605 amino acids. The transcript has 15 exons. The record is from RefSeq and is a predicted model, not a curated record. Gene Ontology annotation, molecular function: GTPase activator activity.